Messenger RNA from Nanorana parkeri, 1570 nucleotides. It is a transcript of the gene SOX18, whose product is annotated as SRY-box 18. Gene Ontology annotation, biological process: anatomical structure morphogenesis; cell differentiation; regulation of DNA-templated transcription. The transcript has 2 exons. Gene Ontology annotation, molecular function: DNA-binding transcription factor activity, RNA polymerase II-specific; RNA polymerase II cis-regulatory region sequence-specific DNA binding. The record is from RefSeq and is a predicted model, not a curated record. Bases 205 to 1299 code for a protein of 364 amino acids. NCBI's taxonomy places the organism in Eukaryota, Metazoa, Chordata, Amphibia, Anura, Dicroglossidae.
AUGACAGAAGAGACGGUGACACCAGGCAACUGAGACAGGGCAAAGAUUGUGCAGAUAGCUGAGAUAGAUAGAUAGAUAGAUAGAUAGAUAGAUAGAUAGAUAGAUAGCUGCCAGCUACUCUUUCAAGAGGAGUAUACGGAUCACUGCCCCUGGAUUUACACAUUCUGUGUGCCCACUUUUGCCCACAAGAGGUGCCCAGCUGGAAUGCAUAGACCUGAGCCAAGUUACUGCACAGAGGAGACUACUCUGGGCCAACGAGGUGCCGGUUCAUGGGUACCCCCUCCGCCUGCAGCGCCUGAACCCGGUCACGCCCCCAGCUCGCCACCAGUUCCAGACAGCCCAGCGCCGAGCCCCUCGCCCGGCUAUGGAUACAGCCAGUCGGAAGACAAGGCCGGCGAGCAGCGGAUCCGGCGCCCCAUGAACGCUUUCAUGGUCUGGGCCAAAGACGAGCGAAAGAGACUGGCGCAGCAGAACCCGGACCUGCACAAUGCCGUACUGAGCAAGAUGCUAGGUCAGUCCUGGAAGAACCUGAGUGUUGUGGACAAGCGUCCCUUCGUGGAGGAAGCGGAGCGGCUGCGUGUCCAGCACCUCCAGGACCACCCCAACUACAAGUACCGCCCGCGCAGGAAGAAGCAGGCCAAGAAGAUGAAGAGAGCAGAGACCAGCUCCAUGUUGAGAAGCGAGGGCUACCCCGGGGGCCACCCUCAAACCACACUCGCCCACUUUCGAGAACUGCAGCCACUGGCGUCUGGUGAACUGGAAACGUACGGGCUGCCCACCCCGGAGAUGUCGCCUUUGGAUGUUCUGGAGCAGAGCGAACCUGUUUUUUUCCCUCCUCACAUGCGGGAGGACGGUGAGCCCGUGUCCUUUAGAUCAUACCAGCCUGCCAUCGACUAUGGACAGGAGAAGGCGCUCAGAGAGCUCGCCAUACAAUACUCUCCCUCGCCCACCCAGAUGGGCAACAUCCUUAGGACUCCACCGUCCUCGGCUUUCUUCUACACUCCUCAGGGUGGGCCUCCAGGCUGCGCCACCCUCGGCCAACUUUCCCCACCACCUGAAUCUCACCAGUUGGAACCCAUGGAGCAUCUGAACCCGCCCGAGCUGUGGGGAGAUGUCGACCGCAACGAGUUUGACCAGUAUUUGAAUAUGAGCAGAACUCAAGUGGCUAUCCCCGGGUACCACUUGUCCAUGUCCAAGCUGGCGUCCGCUAGGACUAUGGCCUGCGAGGAGAGCAGUCUGAUAUCUGCUCUCUCCGAUGCCAGUUCAGCUAUGUACUAUAGCCCCUGUAUCACCGGCUGAAGCAAGACUGCGGUGUGCCCGAGCAGCUGGUGCCCAUGGUGGCAGAUGGGUAUUAGUGCUGGGCACAUACAGCUCCAACUCAGUGUACUGCUGAGUGCCAGGUGCAGAUUAUCUCUGUAAUACAGGGUUGUGUGGAGGUCUGAGGAGGUCACGGCAGGCACACAGAUAUACGAACACGUCUCAAAUACCAUGGCAGCAGAUUGAAGGAGCACUCCGUUUUUAGGGGACAUGGACAUGCCCUUCUUCAAGCUUUUACUAAAUGUAUCGCUUG